CGGAGCGGCCGAGAGAGCGCGCGUCGAGGCCUCGGCGCCGGGAGCGGGAGUCCAUACACGCGCCCUUUGUUGUUUGCAGGCGAAAACAGCUCGGGCUCCGGCUCGGACGACGAGGCGGACGGCGAUCCCGCGGCGCCAUUCGCGCUCACAGCCACGGCGCUGGUCGACGGCGAGCCUGAGUGCGCCGAGACCGAUGCCGACGCUGACGUGAUCAUGGGCGGCUGCAGUGACGACGAGGCCAACGCCGCGGCGCCGCGCGCCAAAGAGGCGUUGGCGGCCACGUCGCGCCUGCUGCGACGCCAGCGCCGCCAGGACGCGGAGAAUAACAACGGCGGC
Messenger RNA from Gryllus bimaculatus (two-spotted cricket), 336 nucleotides. The record is from the annotation of a GenBank genome assembly. Lineage: Eukaryota; Metazoa; Arthropoda; Insecta; Orthoptera; Gryllidae.